AUGGAUGACAUACAAAAUAUCACACAAGGGAUGCACGAAUUGAAAUUUGGAGAGAUGGCAGGCUCUUUUCCUCAGGAAAUCAUACAAGAGAUCCUAAUUAGACUGCCCGUUAAAUCUCUGAUCAAAUGCACCUGUGUGUGCAAGACAUGGAAGUCCAUGAUCAUAAACCCAAGCUUUAUUCGCACCCACGUCAGCCCAGCAGUCCAGUUUGUUAACCAGAAUGACAUUCACCUACUACUCCACAGAGUUUCUGGUUUGCAGAUGACCACCUUCUUCGGCCAAACGGUCAUGUACAAGGUAAAUGACGAGGUUCUCUCUGUGCAUUAUGAUAACCAGGCUUUUGACCACUACUCCAAGAUAGAAUUUCCAGUUGCUACCCAGGGAAAAAAGCACAACUCGUAUAUUCGUGUGGUUGGCAUUUGUGAUGGGCUAUUCUGCCUUGCGGAUGAUAUGUUCCGUUAUUGUUACAACUUCUUCAUAUGGAACCCAGCCAUUAGAAAGUUUGUGACCAUUCCCUGGCCUAAUGUUAGAUUUGAUACGCAUGCUGGGUACGAUGCUUCGAUUGGAUUUGGUUUUGAUGCUACGACCAAUAACUAUAAGGUUGUGCGAGUUGUCACUUUAUUGGAUCAACACGGGACACCAACUCUCGCUGAGGUUUAUUCCCUGGCCACCGGCACAUGGACCAGUCUUGGUUGUGUUUCUCCUACCUGUCUAACAGAUGGACGUGCAUCCAGUGUUUUUUUCAAUGGGGUUCUUCAUUGGCCUGUAUUCUGUAAGACAAAUGGUGAUCUUUACUAUUUUAUAUUGACAUUUCACCUGGGCAAGGAGGUCUUCCGUAAGAUGCCUAUGCCGAAGAUUAUCAAAUGGAAAUUCGACUUGGGAAUGCAAUUGUCUGUUUCAGAUAACAGAAAAUCUAUUGCUCUGUUCACGAUGGAUAACAGGUUUGAAGAUUCUUUUCUUGAGAUAUGGAUGAUGAAAGAGUAUGGCAUAAAGGAGUCAUGGACCAAAUUGAUUACUCUUGGUCCACAAGGUCCAGAGAGACUUUUACCAAGGGCCUUAUGUUUUAGGAAGAGUGGUGAAGUACUGGUGCUUCUCACUGACAAAUCAAGGCAGGAACUAGUAUCACUAGACCUUGAGAGCAAACAAGCCUCCUCUUACUCGACAAGAGCAAUGCAGAGUCUUACUAAGAGGGAGAACAGAUUUGUAGUGCCGCAACGUCCUCUACCCGAUGUGCCUGAUGCGCAAUAA
Molecule: messenger RNA, 1248 nt
Organism: Prunus armeniaca (apricot)
Lineage: Eukaryota; Viridiplantae; Streptophyta; Magnoliopsida; Rosales; Rosaceae
Source: the annotation of a GenBank genome assembly